Molecule: messenger RNA, 1491 nt
Organism: Thlaspi arvense
Lineage: Eukaryota; Viridiplantae; Streptophyta; Magnoliopsida; Brassicales; Brassicaceae
Source: the annotation of a GenBank genome assembly
AUGGCAAUUUUCGUAUCCGGUUUCGUUCUAUCAUUGAUUAUCAUGCGCCGUAGUACUAAAUCGAAGCGCGUGAAGCUUCCUCCUGGUCCUCCGGGUUGGCCGGUGGUCGGAAACCUCUUCCAAUUUGCGCGCUCCGGGAAGCAAUUCUACGAGUACGCCGAUGAUUUGAGGAAAAAAUACGGUCCGAUUUACACGUUAAGGAUGGGGAGUCGCACGAUGAUCAUCAUCUCUGAUGCGACACUCGCACACGAUGUUCUGAUUCAACGUGGGCCCAUGUUCGCAACCCGACCCAAAGAGAACCCGACCCGGACCAUCUUCAGCUCCAACACUUUCACCGUUAACGCUUCCGUUUACGGACCCGUGUGGCGGUCGCUGAGACGGAACAUGGUACAGAACAUGCUGAGCUCGACCCGGUUCAAGGAAUUCGGAUCAUUGAGGCAAUCCGCCAUGGAUAAGCUCGCUGAGAGGAUCAAAUCAGAGGCUAGUGAUAACAACGGGCUUGUUUGGGUCCUGAGAAACGCUAGAUUCGCUGCGUUUUGCAUUCUCUUGGAAAUGUGUUUCGGAAUCGAGAUGGAUGAGGAAUCGAUUUUGAAAAUGGAUCUGAUGAUGAAGAAAGUGGUGAUCACUAUCGAUCCACGACUCGACGAUUAUCUCCCGAUCCUUGCUCCGUUUUACUCCAAGGAGAGAAAACGAGCUCUCGAGGUUCGCCGUGAACAGGUCGAUCUCGUCGUCGGAUUCAUCGAGAGACGACGGAGAGCGAUUCAGAAUCCGGGAUCGGAUAAAACGGCGACGUCUUUCUCCUACCUCGAUACACUCUUCGACCUAAAAAUCGAAGGUCGUAAAACGACGCCGUCUAACGAAGAGCUCGUGACGCUCUGCUCUGAGUUUCUCAACGGAGGUACUGACACGACGGGGACGGCGAUCGAGUGGGGCAUCGCGCAGCUGAUCGCGAAUCCGGAGAUUCAGUCUCGGCUUUACGAUGAGAUCAAAUCAACGGUGGGAGAUCGUGCGGUUGAAGAAAAAGACGUGGACAAAAUGGUCUUCUUACAAGUCUUCGUCAAGGAGAUUCUCCGGAAACAUCCACCGACUUACUUCACGUUGACUCACUCAGUGACUGAGCCGACGACGGUUGCCGGCUACGAUAUUCCCGUCGGGAUCAACGUCGAGUUUUAUCUCCCAGGAAUAAACGAGGAUCCGAAGAUUUGGUCUAACCCAGAGAAAUUUGACCCGGAUCGGUUUAUUUCGGGUAAGGAGGAUGCGGACAUAACCGGCGUAACCGGAGUGAAGAUGAUGCCGUUCGGCGUUGGUCGUCGGAUCUGUCCCGGGCUAGCGAUGGCCACCGUACAUGUCCACUUGAUGCUUGCAAAAAUGGUUCAAGAGUUUGAGUGGAGCGCGUUUCCGGCGGGAAACGAAAUUGAUUUCGCCGGGAAAUUGGAGUUCACGGUAGUGAUGAAGAAACCAUUGAGAGCCAUGGUUAAGCCAAGGGUUUAA